AUGGUAUCAGACUCGAAGCAGAUUCUGGAAGCAGCGUCGGGCUUCUUCCACAAGCUCUUCGGGAAAGAUUGGAGGGUGGAUUUCUCUAACUGGUUGCCGAAGCAAAGGCUCUGUGAAGCGGAAGCGGGGGGGUUGGCAACAGACUGGUCAGAAGAUGAAGUGAAAGCGGCUUUCAAGUCGCUAGCGAGGAACAAAUCACCGGGUGCGGAUGGCUUACCGAAAGAACUUUUUGAAGAACAUUGGGAUGUGCUCGGUAGCAGCUUCAUGGCACUGGUAGCAGAUUUCACCGCAACUGCUGAGCUCCCAGAUGAAGUGAAGGAGGCGGUCACCAUCCUCCUGUAUAAGAAGGGAGACAGAAGUCAGCUCAACAACUAUAGGCCCAUCACGCUGUUGAAUUUCUCCUAUAAGAUCAUGGCGAAGCUGCUGGCGGACAGGAUUAAUAAAGUUCUUCACCUGGUGAUUUCCCCGGAGCAGUACGGCUUCAUUCCCGGGCAAAGGCUUGCUGAUGCCGUGGCGCUGGUAGCGGACAUUAUUGAUGCGGCAAAGAAUGGGAUCAAGGACUGGUACUUGCUUCUGGUGGAUUUCCAGAAAGCUUUUGAUUCGGUGUUGCGAAGUUUUCUCUUCAACAUUCUUCGCGAGAUGGGGUUCCCGCCCCGUUUUGUGGCUUGGGUGGAGGGGCUGCACACACAUACCACAAUGAAGCUGUUAGUAAACGGUUGGAUCGGGCAAGGCAUUGAUGUGGUCUCCGGGGUGAGACAAGGUUGUCCGCUGGCCCCAUAUCGGUUCCUGUAUGCGGUGGAGCUGUUGGUGUCAAGAUAG
Molecule: messenger RNA, 819 nt
Organism: Closterium sp. Yama58-4
Lineage: Eukaryota; Viridiplantae; Streptophyta; Zygnematophyceae; Desmidiales; Closteriaceae
Source: the annotation of a GenBank genome assembly